Molecule: messenger RNA, 858 nt
Organism: Cylicocyclus nassatus
Lineage: Eukaryota; Metazoa; Nematoda; Chromadorea; Rhabditida; Strongylidae
Source: the annotation of a GenBank genome assembly
AUGAGCGGACCAAAGAGUUCCUCACCUACAAAAGAAAUCAAGGUAUCUAUUCGACGUCGUUUACUGUAUUCCUGCAAAGAGAAUGGAAGAUGUGUGGUGGAUGUAAUGCGAAGAAAUCAGUGCCAGGCCUGUCGACUAGAAAAAUGUCUUCGAGUGAAUAUGAAUAGACACGCCGUGCAACACGAACGUCCGAAUGGAAAGGAGCGAUGGCAGGACCCACCUGAAGCUAAAGUAUCAAACGAUAGGAAAGCCGUACUUAAUGGCAUCACAGCGACUUACGACACCCGACAAUGUCAUGACAGACUCAAAAGUGACUUUUCUAUCUCUCGACUCGUUUCUUCAUCUUACGAGAGCUCUCUCAUCUCGCUGAUACACUGCUGGUCAUCAUCUCCACCAGCGUCAACGCUGCAAGCAGAGGAUAGAAAGGUACUUUUCAGCAACUCGUGGCACUACAUCUUUUUUCUCAGCAAAAUAACUCAGCUUGCUGCUUCCAUUCCCGGACUUGUCACGGAAGAAGAGAUUGUUCUAGGCUCAGGAAAAAUUUGUCUUAUCGCGAAGUUUGUUACAAGUGUGCAGUUGUCGCCUCUAGAGCAAUGGUGCGUGACUAACGUGCUCCUAUACAGACCUGAGUGCGAGGGACUUAGAUGUCGCCGGCAAAUUCGUGAGAUUCAGAGUGAAUCAGCAGCCAUACUAAGCGGUUGUUUGAAUACCCGAGCAGCUCUGCAGGGACCAGCUCAGUCAUCGUUCCUGCUGCUAACUUUACCAUGCAUUGCACAGAUCACCAAUGAGGAAAUACGUACUCACUUUUUCGCUGAUAAAACUCUUUCCGACAUAGAAGGAUUGUUGAAAUUGAUCUAG